This is a messenger RNA of Peronospora matthiolae, 1893 nucleotides long. Lineage: Eukaryota; Oomycota; Peronosporomycetes; Peronosporales; Peronosporaceae. The record is from the annotation of a GenBank genome assembly.
AUGGCUGGCACGUCACCUCAGUAUCGCGCACUCUGUGGGCGUUCUGGCAAUGUGAUUGCCUUUGGUAUGCAGUCGACUGCGUCGGUGAAUUGCGCUGGUAUGACGCUUUUUCGUGUUUUCCAGGGCAACAUCGAGGUCUUGGGCUUUCGACCACCUCUGGGUGUCUAUUUCUCGCUGCACUCGCCCAAGUGGAACAACUUACUGGUAAUGGAAGGUCGACCAGGCAAUGCAGAAACUCAAGCUCCUUUUGGGCCAACAAAUGCCAGUCUCUUGCAAGCCAUGGAGCCCACUUUGCCACCAGAAGCUGUGAAUGAGGACGAAGAGAUUGCGAUCGAUCGACUGGCCAUGCAGCUCGUAAACGACUUUCCUGUGGUGCUGGUGUUUCGCGCUAUCCCUGUCACGUACGGGAAUAUUACAAGUUUUUAUGAGAAUUCCAGACCCGAAAAGCCACCAGCGAUAUUACCUGGUUUCAAGAUGAUUGUCUCGAAACACAACCAGAACUUGUUGGACGACCUUACUGCACACUUUGACUCGACAAGUGCAGCACCUCCUGCUAUAGAUCCAAUGCAUCACGAUUGGAAGUCACCAGAGCGCGUAUUGGCAGAGCUCGUGGUGGUGGACUCGUUCAAGACCCUGCAGAUCACAGAAGCCUGGCAGGCAACUGUAAAUCGACUGCACGCUAGUCUGGUAGCAGGAGAAGACCCGACGCCGCAGAAAAUCGUCGUGUGUGGCGGCAAGGGUGUGGGGAAGUCCACUUUUUGCAGGUAUCUGGUCAACAGGUUACUCUCACAGUUUGGGACGGUGGUCUACCUGGACACAGACCUAGGCCAGAGUGAACUCACACCGUCUGGCCUUGUAGCACUUCACGCCUUGACGUCACCUCUGCUAGGUCCAGGGUUCUCGCACAUGAAGAAUCCGAUUCGGUCAUUCUUCUGUGGAAACACCAAUCCAGGGAACGAUCCGUUGUACUACAUGAAGGCAAUCAAGAGUCUGCUGCGCUUGUACGAUGCCAAGUGGGGUAACCAAAGAGAUACAAGCAGCAACAACGUGAGACCUCAGACACGACAGCGUGCAUAUGCACCGUUAGUGAUUAAUACGGAUGGUUGGAUCAAAAGUAUGGGCCAUGACCUGCUGUGCAGUGUCAUUCAAGACACGAACCCUGAUCACGUGGUGCAGCUGCUGGCCGCGUCUAAAAACAAACAGUUUGACGUCUCCACAGAAGGCAAGUGGCGCAUUCAUGCUGUGCCACCUUGGGAUCCUGUCGGCGUGACGCAACCUCCUCGUAGCUCCAAGGAACUGCGCGUUUAUCGAAUUCACUCGUACUUCCUGGCUCGAAGCCGGUGCAAGCUUCCACGAUCUUCGCUGCAGAACCUGCACGUGCUAUCCGAAAAGAAUCGAUUAGACAGCGACAUCUAUCGCGCGUAUGCUCAACUCACGCCUUUCGCCGUAUCAUUCGACCAGGUUGAUAUCUCGUUUGCUGGUCCCUCUGUGCCACCGAGCCAGCUCUUGUUCUCACUCAACGCUUGUGUCGUGGGUCUCUGCAUUAAUCCCGAAUACAAACCACCCGAUCAAGAUGAGUCCGAAAGGCAUCAAGGCCCACCGCGCAUCGUUCUCCAGCCCGUGCACGCUCCCUGUCUAGGCGUGGGAAUCAUCCGUGCGCUGGAAGCCAAGAAGCGCCAAUUGUAUAUGCUGAGUCCGCUGCCUCUCUCCGUGUUGAAGCGCGUCAAUUUGCUCGUGCAGAGCAGUAUGUCUCUCGACAGCAUCAUGUUGUCCGCACACGAUCCUGUUCAAGCACCUUACGUGGUCACCGACGUCGUAUCAGCUGAAGGCACCGGUUCCGCCGUCAUGCAAAGCCGCAACAAUCUCAAACGUAAGCGCGAUAGUAGCAAGUGA